CCCUGCAAGUACAAAAUCCGUGAGCCAGCCCCGUCCGUGCAGAGGGGAGACGCUCGCGUUCCGCCAGCUUUCUGCCGUUACCGAGAGCGCGCGAGGGGGGACUUUUCCAUUUCUCUCGCUUUUGGAGGAUUUUAACGCAUUUUUAUUAUUAUUCGACCGGGCCAGAGAGUGGAGGAAAAAAAAAACCGGGUUACUUUGGAGAAAGCACAAUGUCAGCGACCUUCCCCGGACUUGUCCACGACGCAGAGAUACGCCACGACGGAUCAAACAGCUACCGGCUCAUGCAGCUCGGGUGCCUGGAGUCCGUGGCCAACUCCUCGGUCGCCUACUCCUCCUCCUCCCCGCUCACCUACCCGGCGCCGGCAGGGACGGAGUUCGCUUCGCCCUAUUUCUCGGCCAACCACCAGUACACACCCCUCCACCACCAGUCCUUCCACUACGAGUUCCAGCACUCCCACCCGGCCGUGGCCCCGGAGGCCUACGGCCUCAACUCGCUGCACUCGGGCCAGUACUACCAGCAGAUCCACCACGGAGAGCCCGCCGACUUCAUCAACCUGCACAAUGCGCGCUCGGCUCUCAAGUCCUCGUGCCUGGACGAGCAGCAACGGCGCGAGCUGGGCUGCCUCGACGCUUACCGGCGCCAUGACCUGUCGCUGAUGACGUCACAUGGCUCCCAGGCCUACGGCGUCGGUAUGCACCACCCGGACCAGAGGCUGCUGCCCGGCGGCGGCCUGGGUCUUCCUUCGUCAGGAUCAGACGACCUGCAGGGGCGUGUGCAGCCUGCCUGCAGCGUUGUUCUAUUCGGCCUAAACGGCAUUGUGUGUGCAGGGGGGACAUGUGUGGUGAAUCCUACAGAUCUGUUCUGCUCGGUACCGGGCCGCCUGUCGCUGCUCAGCUCCACCUCCAAGUACAAAGUCACCAUCGCUGAGGUGAAAAGAAGACUGUCCCCACCAGAGUGCCUCAACGCCUCCCUACUAGGCGGCAUACUGCGCAGAGCGAAGUCUAAGAAUGGAGGCCGGUGCCUCCGUGAGAAAUUAGACCGUCUAGGCCUCAACCUGCCGGCAGGACGGAGGAAAGCUGCCAACGUCACACUGCUCACCUCCCUGGUGGAAGGUGAGGCGCUCCACCUGGCGAGGGACUUUGGCUACACCUGCGAGACGGAGUUUCCCAGUAAGGCAGUGGGGGAACAUUUGGCGCGGCAGCACAGUGAGCCGAAAGAAACCAGCGCACGCAAGAAAAUGGUCCUAGCUACGAAGCAAAUCUGUAAGGAGUUCCAGGACUUACUGAGCCAAGACCGCUCUCCUCUGGGCUCCUCCAGACCGACCCCCAUCCUGGACCUGGACAUCCAGAGACACCUCACACACUUCAGUCUGAUCACUCACGGGUUCGGCACGCCGGCGGUCUGUGCAGCUCUCAGCACCUUCCAGACGGUCCUGAGUGAGAUGCUCAACUACCUGGACAAAAACUCGAGCGGGAAAACCAGCACCGACCAACAGAUCAACAACAGCUCAGAAAAGACGCAGCUCCGGAAAACAGUCGAGCCCCAGAGCAAAGACGGGAAAACAGAAAAGACUGAGUAGCCCCCACCCACCCGGUCCCCGUGCCUUGGAGCGCUGCAUUUAGGAGUGUGUGUGUGUGUGUGUGCACCCACACACACACACUCAGAAAGGAUUUGUUAACUCCCACUGUGUCUUCUUUGGGACAAUUCAUAUCAAUUGUUAUUUAUUUAUCUUAUGUUGAAAUAGAACACUAAACUGAACUGUCCCAAACAAGACGUCCUGAUGUGUGUGAACACAUCCUGUUUAGGUGUGUGUUUGUGUGUGUGUGUGUGUGUGUGUGUGUGUGUGUGUG
Etheostoma cragini (Arkansas darter) is the source of this 1851-nucleotide messenger RNA. RefSeq names its product transcription factor AP-2 delta (activating enhancer binding protein 2 delta) (gene tfap2d). Gene Ontology annotation, molecular function: RNA polymerase II transcription regulatory region sequence-specific DNA binding; DNA-binding transcription factor activity, RNA polymerase II-specific. Lineage: Eukaryota; Metazoa; Chordata; Actinopteri; Perciformes; Percidae. Bases 210 to 1580 code for a protein of 456 amino acids. The record is from RefSeq and is a predicted model, not a curated record. Gene Ontology annotation, cellular component: nucleus. Gene Ontology annotation, biological process: anatomical structure development; regulation of cell population proliferation; regulation of transcription by RNA polymerase II. The transcript is spliced from 8 exons.